UUCCAUUAAUUUAUUGCGCCUGGUGGAAAUUCGAGGAAGCGAUGGCUUCCCCAUCAGGGUCUUCAGAGUCUUCGUUGAAUGCCGCGUUGAGAAUCGCAUCGGCGACCCGCCUUUUCCUGAGAUCCCUUUUCCUUCUCUUAAGGGAGAAUGACUUUUCAGCUAGGGUUAGGGCUUCGGAGGCCAAAUUUGCUGCAGUUCGUAUGCUUCACUACGGAGCUUGCCGGUUAAUGAUAAAUUCUAGAUUUUCUUUUAUUGCUUUUCUUAAUUUUGGUGUUAGAUCGUGCUGAGAUUGAUGAGGUCGUGUAAAAUUGGGAUUUUUAAGGGUAGAUAUCAACUUGGUAUAACUUGGAUAAUUAUAUCAGAGAAUAGUGGAUUCCUUACAGUUUAGGGUUUAGGGACAGCAGUUUACUUUGCAUUCACUGUUUUUGCUUAUGGAAAAUAGAAGCUAUGUUAGCCUCUUUCAAAUCUUGUUGUUGAUGCUGUUGAGCAGCAGAAACUAUUCAUCCCAGCUGGAUGUGGAAUGCUUGAAAUCCAUAAAGCAGACUCUAAAAGACCCUGGUGGUAUUCUGGCAAAUUCUUGGAAAUUCGACAACACAACUGAUGGAUUUAUAUGCCCUUUUACUGGUGUGGAAUGCUGGAAUCCAGGUGAAAACAAGGUCCUUAACCUGCGUCUUGCGAACAUGGGUCUUGAAGGUGAAUUUCCAUCAGGGCUUGAGAACUGUACAAGCAUAACUGGAAUAGAUUUGUCUAACAACAAUUUAACUGGACCCCUACCUGCUGAUAUUUCCAAGAAGAUACCCUUUGUGACGAACCUGGAUCUUUCAUUCAACAUUUUCAGUGGGGAAAUCCCCAUCGGUAUUUCAAAUUGUAGCUUUCUGAAUGUUAUUAACCUUCAACACAAUCAUCUUAGUGGUUCUAUUCCAUGGCAAAUGACAAUUCUUGGUCGUCUGACAAGCCUCAAUGUUGCUGAAAAUCAGUUGUCUGGACCUAUCCCUCAAUUCAACUUUUCAAUGACAGCUUUUAGCUUUGCAGGCAAUCCGGGGCUUUGUGGGGCACCAUUGGCGGCGUGUCAAGGACCUGCGAAGAAGGACAAAACUAGUGUCAUUAUUGGCUGUGUUGUAGCUGGUAUCAGUGUAACCCUCCUAAUCGUUGGAGUUGUUAUAUACUUUUGCUUGCGCAAAGAUACUGUCAAGAAGAAGAAAAAAGUACUGUUAGAUAACAUGUGGGCGAAGCAUUUGAAGGGAGUCAGAGGAACCAAGGUUUCUGGUUUUGAGAAGUCAAUUUCGAAAAUGAAGCUCAGCAGUCUUAUGGAAGCAACUAAUGACUUCAAUGUGGAAAGCAUCAUUGGAACUGGGAGGACUGGUACUAUGUACAGAGCAAUUCUCCCUGAUGGUUCUACUUUUGCAGUCAAGAGACUGCAAGACUCUCAGCAUUCUGAGACUCAAUUCAUAGCUGAGAUGAAUACCUUGGGUGCUGUGCGGCAUAGCAACUUGGUUCCCCUGUUAGGAUUUUGUAUAGCAAAGAAAGAGAGGUUGCUGGUGUAUAAACACAUGCCCAACGGUAAUCUCUAUGACUCGUUGCAUCCAACUGACGCUGAAGUAAGACAUGUUUUGGGUUGGCCACUUAGGCUAAAAAUCAGCAUUGGAGCUGCAAAAGGCCUGGCAUGGCUUCACCAUAGUUGCAAUCCCCGGAUUCUUCAUCGAAAUAUCAGUUCAAAAUGCAUUCUCCUCGAUCAUGAUUUCGAACCGAAGAUAUCGGAUUUCGGACUUGCAAGACUCAUGAAUCCAGUUGAUACACAUCUUAGCACAUUUGUCAAUGGUGAGUUUGGCGACCUGGGCUAUGUGGCUCCUGAAUAUGGACGCACUCUGACUGCCACUCCAAAAGGUGAUGUUUAUAGCUAUGGAGUAGUCUUGCUUGAAUUGGUCACUGGUGAAAGACCUACCAACGUAUCAAUUGCACCUGACAGCUUCAAAGGAAGCUUGGUGGACUGGAUAAGCUAUCUUUCAAACAGCUCCCUUCUUCAAGAUGCGAUUGAUAAAUCUUUGAUUGGGAAGGGAUAUGACAAUGAGCUUCUUCAGGUGCUAAAAGUUGCUUGCUCGUGUGCUCUUUCAGUGCCCAAGGAGAGGCCUACAAUGUUUGAAGUUUACCAACUUCUUAGAGCUAUUGGUGAGAAAUACCAAUUUACUACUGAUGAUGAUUUACCAAUGCUGCUGCCAAGUACUGAUGGUGAUCUCGAUGAGCUUAUUGUCGCACAGUGAGGGAGCUUAUUAGACUCUAUCCAUGAAAGCCAUUGUGGCUCUAUAGGAACAGUGAAGGUCCAAUUUAUCACUUGAGGGUUAUUUGUUGAUCUUCUUGCUGGCUCUCCUGUUUAUUUGAACCUUCCACUUCUGCAUGUAGCACAGAGGUGACAGGCAAGAGCGUUCUAAGAAAUAGUUUUUUAGUUAUGUACACACUUUGUCAAGUAGGCAGUUGUUUGAGCAUAUUUCCAUGCUGUUGACUGGAUACCUGUGUAUUUUAUGCUUGAUAUCUUAAUAUUGAGAAGGAAAUUGGUACCCA
Messenger RNA from Dendrobium catenatum, 2556 nucleotides. Its product is annotated as probably inactive leucine-rich repeat receptor-like protein kinase At5g48380. Gene Ontology annotation, biological process: protein phosphorylation. Gene Ontology annotation, molecular function: protein binding; ATP binding; protein kinase activity. The record is from RefSeq and is a predicted model, not a curated record. The transcript has 3 exons. NCBI's taxonomy places the organism in Eukaryota, Viridiplantae, Streptophyta, Magnoliopsida, Asparagales, Orchidaceae. The coding region runs from base 432 to 2258 and encodes 608 amino acids.